UCACAUCCAUGUUUUGCUGUCAAUAUAGGCCAGUCAUGAGAGCUUCAUGACAGUCUAUGUUGUAAGAGAGCAGCUUCCUUACUGUAGCUCAGAGACGUAGAAAACUUAACUGCAUGAUUUCUAGUACGACUUUACACUCUGGACUUUGUUCCUGGCGGAUUUGGUGAUUCCCCAUCCUGGCAAAAUGGAUGUUCUACCCAGUGGAAAUAUCUUCCGGGAGUUGCAAGUUGUUCACGAUACCGGCUAUUUCUCGGCUCAGCCGUCAUUGGAAGACCGGUGGCAGCAGAACUGCUUGGAGAUGGAAAGGUAUCUGAAGAAUGAACCAAGACUGACAUCCUACAAAAAAUUAGACACAGAUUUAGAUAUUCCUUGGAACAAAUUCACUCUACCGGAGGAAACCAGGGAUGAUGAUCCUCCGGAGGAAAAGCUCAAAGGCCUAGCUCACUUGAACAUUGAGGACAAAGCUCCAGACUCUGUUAGUCUUAGUAGUUUUUGCUCUGCUUCCAGUGGAGUUUCAUGGGACAGUAAUAUUAGUGACCCUGCAUCACCAGUAUCGCCACCAAUAAAACCAUCACAUGAUCCUUUUGCAUUGAGACUAGUGGCACAGCCUAGCAGAACUGUGUACUCACCACCAGCUUCUCCAGAGAGACAAGCACCAUCACACGCACUUAUUAUGCCUGUUCCCAGAAGUCGUAGUGCUAGCCAAUCAAAAUCUCCGGCCAAACGGGUAGAUGCAAGCCCAGAUUCCAAGCGGAGGAUACACAAGUGUCCAUAUAAUGGGUGCAAGAAAGUCUAUACAAAGAGUUCCCAUCUCAAAGCUCACCUUAGAACUCAUACAGGCGAAAAACCAUACAAGUGUACGUGGGAAGGAUGUGAGUGGCGGUUUGCCAGAUCUGACGAGCUCACACGUCACUAUCGCAAGCACACGGGAGCAAAACCAUUCCAUUGUAAAUAUUGUGAUCGCAGUUUCUCGAGAUCAGAUCAUCUCGCGCUGCACAUGAAACGCCAUCCUCCUCCACAAUCUGCUGCCUCAUAACAACCUAGGUGCCUCGGCAGCUCAAGACUGCAUAAGGAGCAGGAACAUCUACAUGCAUGCACGCUCAUGCAAGCAGAUCCAAGUGCCACUGUUGACAAAACGCAUAAUGGUGGCCAAAGCGUCACUGCAAGAAGACCAAUCUCUAAUUUUCACAAUUUAUCAACUGUGGACUACCUCACGUCUUUCAUAUAAUCAGCAUCAUGCAAAUAAAGUGAGGAAAAGACCAAAAGGAUCAAGAGAACAAUUUUUAGGCAUCAGAGAUGCUUUGUUGUAUAUACAAUUGGCGUUGCAUCACUGAUGGGUAAGACUUAUUGAUCAAUGGACCUUAGUGAUGAAAAUGUUUCAAUGGCAGCACUUAAAAUGAUUUUCACCCAUUUAUAAUUGGGGAUAUUGUGACAACAUUCAGUGUCCCUUCCAUGUGGGCUUAUUAUGAAUUUAUACUUAAAUGUGUAAAGGAUUAUAUCCACAGACCACUGAGGCGUCUUGUUGAUGUAAGCACAAGAUCUUGAUUAUUGUAUACAUACAAGAUCUGAUGUAUUGUUAAUGUUAAAUGCUAUGACCAUGGUAUAUAGUCUAAUAUAUAUACAUAAAUAUACACAUACAUAUACACACACGUAUACACAUUUAUAUACAUGACUGUCAUCUCUGCUUGUCAUUUUAUUAUUAU
Lingula anatina is the source of this 1703-nucleotide messenger RNA. Its product is annotated as Krueppel-like factor 6. Lineage: Eukaryota; Metazoa; Brachiopoda; Lingulata; Lingulida; Lingulidae. Gene Ontology annotation, biological process: regulation of transcription by RNA polymerase II. Gene Ontology annotation, molecular function: RNA polymerase II cis-regulatory region sequence-specific DNA binding; DNA-binding transcription factor activity, RNA polymerase II-specific. The record is from RefSeq and is a predicted model, not a curated record.